AUGUCAAAGGCCAUCAAUUCGCCCACGGGCAGGCUGCUGCGCAACUCGCGCCUCUUUUCCCUACCGCCACCUCUGCCAGCUGCCCCCAUCGCCAGUUCGACGGCAGGCCAGAUUCUUCGCACUUCCGACACGGCGACACAGCCGUAUCCCACCCACCAGGCCAUCUCCUCCCCUGCCUCGUCACGAUCACGCGGUGACUGGGGUCUGAAGCGUCCUCUUCCCGGCAGAGCCAUUCCCAAGAACACGCCACACCUCCGUAUCAAGGCCAUCGACACUCUCGAGCACAUCACCGACUUCGAAUCCGCCGCCGACCACACCCAAUCGCUUGCAAAAUGGCAGGAAAUGGAUAUUGCAAUCACCCUGCCGCCGAAUGCUCGCAGCGGAAUUGCCAACAACUCUCACAAGCUCCGUCCUAGCGCCUUCAACGCAAACUACGACAACACCACUCUGCGUCCACACGGUUUCGAACAGACCAGACUCACCGCCCAACGUGCUCUGGAGGAGAGAGAACGCCUGUCUGCCGACCCCAACGUCGAUCAAUCCACCCUGCUCACGAGAUGGAAGACCCAAGGUCCUCACCUCACCACCAUGACCGAGGAAGAAUUCGAGCGCUACCUGUUGAACCGUGUCCGCGAGAACAAGGUCGAGUUCCGCAAUUUCCUCGAGAAGGUCAAGAUCGAGAAGAAGCGCCAGAGAGAGCAGACUUUGAUGCGCGACCACUCGGAUCCCGCCACCUUCGAGAUUGAGCUGCAAUACCGAAGUCGUCUUGACAAGUACGAGUUGGACGACUGGAUCAAGGAGUUGCGCGACAACCACGACUCGCUGAACAGUGAACUCGCCCAUCUCGUCCGCGACUUCUUCGAUCUGCCCGCCUUCCCCAUGCCUAAGCAGGCCGGCCAGCAGUCGACUAGUAACCUUGCCAACGAGUUGACCAGGGCAAAGAACGAUGCUGGUCCUCCCUCCACUCACCCUUCGGCCGGUUUGUACUAUUCCAUGACCACCGCCAGCAUCAACAACCACCCCAUCUACGGUCCUCAGGCCGACCGCGAACCCGUUCAAGCUCGUGUUCUGCGAACAAAGGCUGGCAACAGAGGUAGAGACCAAAAGGCCGACGUUGGUAUGGGUGGUUUCGUCUCGAGCAUCACACCAGGCAACGUUCCUUCGGCAAGGACCGCCUUCAAGGAUACAAGGCCCAGAAACGGCCCCAAGAACCCGCUGGCCGACCUCGACCUCUCGCUUACCGGCGGCAACAAGGUCUGGUUACAGCCUAGAUCUGCCUAUGUGGAUGAGGCCGGUCGUAUCAGGCUCGAUGUUGCCGAAGCAAGCCCGCAGUCUGUGGAUAUCAAGCUGGGCAACCCCGUCAAGGAGGAACAGGAGUCUUUCCCUGUAAUGUCUGGCAGACAGAACCAGCGCCUUGACUCUGGCUUCGUCAAUGCUAGAUAUGGCACCGCUCUGCCGGAUGAGAGAUUGCGUCAACCGCGCGCCGCGCCUUUUGAGAGCGAGGGUGUUGACAGCAAGUCUGGCCUCGAGCAGAUUGAGGCUUUGGCUAGGGGUCAGCGAAAGUGAUGUUGAGAAGCUGAGC
Messenger RNA from Aureobasidium pullulans EXF-150, 1582 nucleotides. RefSeq lists its product as uncharacterized. The transcript has a single exon. Gene Ontology annotation, molecular function: structural constituent of ribosome. The coding region runs from base 1 to 1566 and encodes 521 amino acids. Gene Ontology annotation, cellular component: mitochondrial small ribosomal subunit. NCBI's taxonomy places the organism in Eukaryota, Fungi, Ascomycota, Dothideomycetes, Dothideales, Saccotheciaceae. Gene Ontology annotation, biological process: mitochondrial translational initiation. The record is from RefSeq and is a predicted model, not a curated record.